Messenger RNA from Haliotis rubra (blacklip abalone), 5062 nucleotides. RefSeq lists its product as uncharacterized. The transcript has 3 exons. Gene Ontology annotation, molecular function: transcription regulator activity. Gene Ontology annotation, cellular component: nucleus. Lineage: Eukaryota; Metazoa; Mollusca; Gastropoda; Lepetellida; Haliotidae. Bases 383 to 1225 code for a protein of 280 amino acids. The record is from RefSeq and is a predicted model, not a curated record.
GCCUCGUACGAAGGGUUUGACGUCAGCUGCACUUGGAGCUUGACCAUGUUCGGGGAAAACCUGUCGACUGACGCGGAAGAUUUCACUUUGUGUCUCACGCCAGGAAAGUAUGGAGAUGAUGUUAGAAGGGAGCUGACGAUUAUUUCUCGGAACAUUCUUACUCUUAUUCAGUCCAGCUUGGAGUGAAAGUUUGAACCUUCAAACUUUCUCCACUCGAAAGUCGUCGAGUCGCUGUCUGAAGCCAUGACAAGAGGCCUACUCUCACCGCUCGCCACUUGUCAAGUUCGUGCCCCGGUCUUGACACCAUGGACGGUCCCCGGGUAUAACCAGGGACCUAAACUCAAACUCCUAGUCCUCUACAACUGUGAUACUUUGUGAAAAAAUGCCACCAAAUGUUGUGACCACCAUGAAGAGAAAACUAGAUGAAUUCAUCGAUGAUGAAGGAAGCUACGGAUCCCAGCGCCAGUCUGUCCUCAACAUAUCCAUGUGCAAGCUGAAAAUGGUUCCCAGAAGGCGUGUGGAACCAUGUCUUCGGCGCAGUGUCCUCAUCUUAAAUACAUUGAAACACAUCGAAACUGAGUUAGAGAUGGAGGGUGUAUAUUUCACCUCUCCUGCUGACGCCACCUUUAAUCUCACCGAUCCUUCGCAUGGCAAGAUUGAUCUUGAUCCUCUGCCUGAAUGCAACUCAAACACUUCUUUUCUACAGCCAUCAUCUGUAUCAUUUUUGCCUCAUGUUGCCACCGAAGGUCCACCCUCACCUAUGCCAAAACCAGUUCAAGAUGUAGAAAAUAUGGACACUAGUGCUAAGGACACAUCAGGGAAAACUGUGUUAGACUUGGUGCCUUGUAAACUGGCAACAGCCGAAGUGUUGCCAUGCACACCUGUGUCAAAACUGUCAGCUUCCAGAAGUUAUAUAGAAGAUGCAAAUAAUAAUCUGUUGCCAUCAUCAUUUGCCAGUUUUGCAUCCAACUCGUCUGCCUCAUGGAGUGAAGACUUUAGUGAUAUAGACAUAAGUGUGUGUGAUGUCGAUAUCUACUCAAUUUCAUCUGCUAUGAAACUUACGCCACUCAGUGCUGAGGAGGUGCUUCAUUCCUUUCCAAAUACUUCAGGACAUGCCAAUGACAGUUACCCAUCUUUCAUAAACUCACAAUGUGGCACUUCAUUUAGAAAUGAAUCAGUGAUGGACGAUUUAGAUAAUAUCAUGCAGAUUCUUGUCGGAAUGUGAUCGUCAUGGUGUAUGUUAUAUAUGUACAAGUCACAGCAUAACACAAAGACUUACAAGAUACAUGAUAUUUUUACAUAUUUUUACAGGGAGACUGUACUGACAUGUGUCAGGUUAAUUUAUUGUGAACUUCUGUUUUGCCUGUGGUCAUAUGAUGACUGAUCAUAGUAAUGUACAUUUGGGUUAUUUAUUGACAACUAUCAUGCUUUGAUGCAAAGAUAUUGUAAUAAUAGCCACAAGACUUUUCAAAGCACAUCAUUGGCCGUGUUAUCAAUAAUGUGCAUUGGCCAGGAGACAUCCAAUUUGAGAAGGCGCCAGUUUUGCUCAUAUCAAUGGUUGUGAUGGUCUCCAUAUUGAACCAUGUGCAAUCUUCCAGGCUUCAUUAGUGUCAAAAACUUUUGAUAUGAUUUUUAUCAACAGUGGCCAUAUAUUUUUGAGCAUGGAAGUAUAAAAACUUGAAUUAUGCAAUGCAUGAAUUUUGUAAUGUUAAAGGGAGAUAAUCGGGACAUUGGAUUAGUUUCCUGGAUGGAAUGAACUGACUUUGAACCAGUUAUGCAUGGCAGUGGAUGAAAUGCAAUUCACCAAAUGGUGCUUAUUGUUACUAACUAUCACAUCAUCAAAAAGAACAACUUAGUGCACAGGAGGAAAAAUCUGGAAAGAAAUACUGAAUACAUUUUAGUGUGUACCAGUUACCAUGGAAACUGACAUUUUGUAUUUUCUAUAUGGUACAAAGAUAUUGCAGUAUGCCACACUUUCUAGUGCUGAUAAACUGAACAGAACUUUUGAAAGAAUCAGUUUAAUGGCAUAAUCAAGGUUAUUGUGCCCAAGGAUCAGCUAUUGCUGAUAUCAACAAACUGUCACAUUUCAGUAUAGUGCACUUUUUUCCUCUUGUCAAAUUGAUAAGAGUUGUUAUUGAUGAGUAAAUCAUCAUGCUGAAAUGCAAAGGUAUUUUGAGGAUCUUUGAAAUUGAUAGCUAUACUUUAAUGUUUGAUAUUCACAUCCAUACUGCAUUAAUUGUGAUAUAUCGGUUAUAGGUGUUUCAGCAUGCAUUACUCAUGCCACUGCAUUGUUUCAGAACAUGAUGCAAAUCCCAUAAGUUCACUCUGGUUUUAAGUUAAUCAUUAGAAUUAUUACCUUAGUCUCAGAGCAACAGUAGUGAUGCCAAACAAAUAUGCUAUGUGGACAGAUCUAGUCAAAUGUGUCUUUUUGGCACGCAUUUCACAAUUUUGAAAAUAUUUUCAAAGACUUAUUUAUAUCCCUAGCAUGUGUUUCAUGUAAAUGAUUGUUAGAUAAGACAGUCAAAUUGCAACCUAGCAAAGAAAUCAGAACUUAAAAUUCAUUAGCAUAUUCAUUUUUGAUUUUUAACAUUGAUGCAAAAAGGGCAAGUUCUCAAAUUUUUAUUGGAAAUCACUUAUUUAUUGACUAUAUCUGAGUAUCAAUCAGUGUGAUUUCCAAGAGAAAUAUUUUUUUUAUAGGACUUUGUGCCAGGUUUGCAUUCUGCCUUAACAUUGGUAGUAACCAUAGAAACUGAAUGUUGCCCAAGCAGAAUAUGAUUCUUUUCCUCUGGCAUGUCAACCUGUUAACUCUAGGCUAGAAAUGAAGGGUCGGUCUGACCUGGACUUUAGUUCUCAAUGAUUAGCAUACGAGCAUCAACAGUUCAUUUUUCAUCAAAUAUUUUACCAAUCUGUAUUUUAUUUAUGAUUAUUAUAUUCAUAUUCAUUUAUUACUCUGCCAUUUUUCCAUCCUGAAGAGAUUAGUCAUUUUUGAGUAGGAACAUACUGUCUUCAGAUUUCUACAUAACCAUUCUGUUGCUGUAAUUCCUUUAUUAUGACUGCUGUCAACUCUUCACAUCAUCGGCCAAGGAUUAUAUGAUGAUGGUGUUUGAAUUUUUCAUAAAUCUGAAAUUGAGUUUGUUGGAACCAGUAUUUGAAGGUCUGAAAAAGCCGAAAAAGUGUAUGUUUUAUGAGUAAUACUUGUCAGACGGAUUCUUCCUUUUGAUGAAAAGUUAAGAAUAAUUUUACCUUUGUUAAAAGAGUGACUUUCGGGAAAUGGGUCCAUGCAGUGUCAGACAUGAUAAUACUGGUGAAACUCAGGCUUCCAUAGAUUCAGCUGAGGCAAUGUCACUUGUUUUUUCAUGCACUAUAAAGAGUUUAUUGCAAACAAUACUUAUAUCCCAAGGAUUUUUUAAAAGAGAAAUUAAAAGUUUCUUUCAUAGCAAUAAGUCGAGGAAUGUUUGUUCCAUUGACAUGUUACCUGAAGUCCUUGGGAAGUUCUACUUAGAGAAAUAGCAAAUACAGCUGUUACCAUGGUUUCACUGUGUUAAUAUUGUUAAUGUUGACAUUUUGCAGUCAUUACGGCUUCACAUUGAACUAUCUCAUAAUACCAGCUAACUGUUUUAUAUUGGCAGCAGAAAUGAUUUGAGCUCAAGAUCUCAGUGGCAAAGUAGAGAUUUUAGUAUUGAUACAUUUGUGUGAUACAUAAUAAUUUAUGUAUUGCUUCACAAAAUGGAAAUUAAUAUAUUUGUGAAAUGACUUUCUCGCCACAUCUGUGAUAUAUACUUGUAUGUACAUUUUCAUAGCUUGUGCAGGAAGUUGUAAUUUAAAAACAGUUGCCUAUUUUGCUUGUAAACUCUGUAUCUUGCCAAGAUCACUCAUGAUUUUUAUUUCUGUUGUGAUCUUUUUACAGGUAUAUCAUAUUUAUUUGAAGAACUAUCAGUUUGAGAAUAUCAUGUUAUAUUUAUUGUCAGCACUAACAGAAUUUAUUUAUUCACUUCAAAAUACUAAACGUGGCUCGGGGCACAAAACGACCAGUAUUCCAAAUGUUUUUGUAUGUUUUACCGUCCGCCGAGGUAAAUAAAACAAGUCAGAAUAUCUGCAGAAGGUAACGUCAAAUAUUUAUGUGGAAAAUUGUCUUCAAACGGCAGCAAACUUUGUUGGUAAAAAGCUACACCAGUUAUGUUCGUACUAUAACGUUAUGACAAAUAAGUGUUGUAUGUGCUUGGAAUCAUCGGCGAAAUUAUUUUCCACGCCAGGAAGAUAUCUCGGCGCUGGUACAUUAUGUUUUGACCCGGUUAGACGCAAGCUUGGCCGUCCCGAUCACGGGAGGCGGGGCUAGGUCGCGUCGAUCACGCUCAGCCUUCGUGACUUCGUCGUCAUAGUUACUGGUACAUAAACUGCCCGGGAUGGCUGGAAAAUGGGUCGAUGUUUGCCGAGUGUAGGCCAAGGCUAGGGUUGGCUCAACUUAUUGGUCGCCUCCGCUGUUGGGGCCUCUAGAUUGAGCGCGCUGUAGCAAGACUCAGAAGAUUUUGUUGAAAUUAAUUUUUAAGAUCCCCUUUGAUAAUUUUGCUUUCGUUUGCUAUCGAGAUAGAUGUGUCGAUGUCAGACAUUUACGUUGGUUAAAAUUAUGUUUAUUUCGUUGUAAUUUGAAAACGUUCACGGAAACUCAAAACGUCGUUUUCUGUUUGUCAAAAGUUGGUUUUCUGUUGAUAAAAGGAGAGAUAGUCUGUGUAUAUAUUGCGUUGAUUUCCAACUGUUCUCAAGGACAUGGAAAAUUGUUUUGUACAGACAGUGAAGGAAGAUACUUCACAUGUUUUAUGUUAUUUAUUACAUGUUCAUAUGUUUAUCAUGGAAAACAAAGAAUAUUACCAUACGUUGUUUUCACUUUUAAUUCAUAGUAGAGCAUAGUAUUAUCCGAAAUCCAAACGUUAUAUUUUAAUACUGAAUCAUGUGUAAAUAUUCAACAAUUAUUUUAUCAGUAGUUCUCAAGUCUUUCUACUCUUUGAAUAUAUCUAUCUUUGUAGAAGAAAGACAUUUUCAAAAUAAAUUCAGAUGUCAAUAAGUA